Messenger RNA from Lactuca virosa, 2182 nucleotides. The record is from the annotation of a GenBank genome assembly. Lineage: Eukaryota; Viridiplantae; Streptophyta; Magnoliopsida; Asterales; Asteraceae.
GUCAUCCAACUAUGCGCAAACGCUCGAUGAAACGAUGCUCAGAACAACAAUGGUCGCUCUGUUUCACCCCACCACCAAGCUGUACUCUUUACCCUUCAAGGCUUUCGUCUCACACACGAUUCACAAACCCCUGCGGUUAAUAAUUCGACAAAGCUACCCUCGAGCUGUUAGAACGAUCUUAUCCAUCAACACACCUCGUUCUCUAUCAUCUACAGCAGUUCCCCGAAUUUCGAACGACACAAUUUCUGAUUUGGACAACAGUUACUUGUCUUGCUCAAUGCCCAAUAGCAAACGCCCUCUCAAAAUUGCUGUUCUUCUCAGUGGUGGCGUUGAUAGCAGUGUCGCACUUCGCCUCCUACACGCAGCCGGACACUCCUGCACCGCUUUCUACCUUAAAAUCUGGUUCCAAGAAGAUUUCGAGAACUUUUGGUCUGAAUGCCCAUGGGAAGAAGAUUUGAAGUACGCAAAAGCUGUUUGCAAUCAGGUUGAUGUACCACUGGAAAUUGUACAUCUGACAGAUGAAUAUUGGGACAAAGUGGUAAGUCACACCCCUCUUAAUGCAUUUUCUCACAUUCAUCAUCAUCAGUGGAACUUAUUGCUUAUAAUGCUGCAUGUAUCUUACCUUAUUGAUGAGUAUAAAUGUGGUCGUACGCCUAACCCUGAUGUUCUUUGCAAUACAAGAAUCAAAUUCGGUGCGUUCAUGGAUGCCAUCAGUAACAUGGAUUUUGACUUUGUUGCUUCUGGACAUUAUGCAAAAGUUAUUCACCCCAUUACAGAUGAAACCAAUGAGCUUUCAUUUCUUCAGCUCUCAAAGGAUAUGCUGAAGGAUCAGACCUACUUUCUUUCAUAUCUCUCACAAGCUCAGCUUAAAAGACUAGUGCUUCCUCUUGGAUGUAUUCCAAAAGAUGAAUUCCGAAGGCUUGCCCGAAAAUUUGAUUUGCCUAACCAAGAUAGAAAGGAUUCACAGGGAAUAUGCUUUCUUGGGAAGGAAGAUUUCGAGAACUUUUGGUCUGAAUGCCCAUGGGAAGAAGAUUUGAAGUACGCAAAAGCUGUUUGCAAUCAGGUUGAUGUACCACUGGAAAUUGUACAUCUGACAGAUGAAUAUUGGGACAAAGUGGUAAGUCACACCCCUCUUAAUGCAUUUUCUCACAUUCAUCAUCAUCAGUGGAACUUAUUGCUUAUAAUGCUGCAUGUAUCUUACCUUAUUGAUGAGUAUAAAUGUGGUCGUACGCCUAACCCUGAUGUUCUUUGCAAUACAAGAAUCAAAUUCGGUGCGUUCAUGGAUGCCAUCAGUAACAUGGAUUUUGACUUUGUUGCUUCUGGACAUUAUGCAAAAGUUAUUCACCCCAUUACAGAUGAAACCAAUGAGCUUUCAUUUCUUCAGCUCUCAAAGGAUAUGCUGAAGGAUCAGACCUACUUUCUUUCAUAUCUCUCACAAGCUCAGCUUAAAAGACUAGUGCUUCCUCUUGGAUGUAUUCCAAAAGAUGAAUUCCGAAGGCUUGCCCGAAAAUUUGAUUUGCCUAACCAAGAUAGAAAGGAUUCACAGGGAAUAUGCUUUCUUGGGAAGAUUAAGUUCAGUGAAUUUGUUGGAAGACAUAUUGGUGAAAAAGAAGGUAUACUAUUGGAAGCUGAAACAGGGGAUUUUGUAGGAAGCCAUAGGGGCUUUUGGUUUUACACAAUUGGUCAACGCCAAGGUUUGGGUCUUGCAGGAGGACCAUGGUAUGUUGUUGAGAAAGAUGUAAAAAACAACGUGGUUUUUGUAUCAAGAAAUUAUUAUUCCGUUGAUAAAAGAAGGCGAUCAUUUCGUGUUGGAUCCUUUAGAUGGAUCAGUGGAUCUCUUCCUCACAACCUGAACCACUUAAGAUGCAAGGUUCGACAUGGCCCGGUUUUCUAUGAUUGCAGUUUGCAUAUAGAAAAAGAUGGUGUUGAAAACAUUGGCACUGUUCAAUUACCCGAAGAUGAUCAGGGUCUGGCAGCUGGCCAAUUUGCAGCUUUUUAUGAAGAAGAGGUUUGUGUGGGGUCAGGGGUAAUUUUGGAAUCAUGGGAUGAUAAGGGAUUUCCUGUUUGUGACAAGGCUCGUGAUAUUGCAAAAAUGGAAGAUAAGUCUAAGCUUGGUAAACCUGUUAAGAUCAAACCAAAACCUGAAGAUUGUUUGAGGGAUUCGGUUGUAAGAUUAGUUUAG